AUGAAUGAAACAGGGCUUCGCAGGAUCCUCCCUGAACAGUAUUCAGGGAGUGGGCAGACUUUUGGCACCCAACGCCACCCGAGCAUUAUUGACCCCAUCCUGUCAAAGCGGGUCUGCUUCUACAAAAGUGGCGACCCUCAGUUCAACGGUCUGCGCCUGGUCAUCAACAACCGCACCUUUAAAACCUUUGACGCGCUCCUGGACAGCCUCUCUAAGAAGGUUCCCCUGCCGUUCGGGGUGAGAAACAUAACAACCCCCCGGGGAGUUCACGCGAUCAACACUUUGGAUGAACUCGAGGAUGGAAAAUCCUACAUCUGCUCUGACAGCCGUAAGGUAAAACCUAUCAAUCUGGCCCUGGCCAGGAAAAAGCUGCCGCCUUGGUACCACGCCAGGCCCGUUAGUUCUCGACGCCGGACUGUACAGCAGGCCAGGUUUUUCCCAGGCCGAAGCAUCCACAAGCAGGAGCAGGUGCUUGUGCGAACGCCGAAGAGGCUGCUGGUGUUUCGCAAUGGAGACCCCACUGCAAAACACACCGUGGUGCUCAACAAGAAGACCAUCCUGAGCUAUGAGGCUAUCCUGGAAUACAUCUCAGCACUGCUGCAGUUCCAUGUGGUGAAAUUACACACUCCUGAUGGCAGACGUGUUGAUGGUCUUCCAGGCUUGAUAUUGUGUUCUGGGACUGUGGUUGCUGUAGGCAGGGAGCCUUUCAGACCUGCAAUCUACUCUGCACAGAAAUCACCAGCUCCAACAUGGCUGCAUACCAACCGAAUGGGUGUCCGAAGACAAAAGGCUUUGAACCGUACGUUUAUAUACUCAUCUAGAUUUUCAGUAGACGAGACCAUUUCACAAGUACAUUUUGAGGAGUUGUUUAAAAAGAAGUCUCUGCCAUACUCUUCAAAGUCAAGAAAUUUUUCCCCAUCAUCUGAGAGGUACAUUGUUCAUCAGAUUCAUAACACCAUCGCAGAGAGUUCGUGUGAAAUACACAGCAAUCCCACGAACUCUGUCGAGUUUGAGUCCAGUCGUAUAUUGGAGUCGGUAGCAGAGACGGAAGGAGACACCUGCCUCGGCGAUGGAGUUGACGGACAGACAUGUUCGCUGCCCAGCGAGGACGACAUUGAGAAGUCCUUUCGGGUGAAUCAGGAUGGCAGCAUGACAGUGGAGAUGAAGGUGCGGCUGACGAUUAAGGAAGAGGAAACCAUCCACUGGACGACCACCCUGUCACGCUCAAGUGUAGCCAGUCAGCUCAAUGCAGCCUGUUUACCGGAGCCUGAAGCAGAGCAAGAGAUGUGCUCACUGAAAUCCACCUCACUGGAUUUACAAAGUCCUACUUCUUCCAUCGACACCUUCAACAAGGAUAGAACUAAAGACAACAAUGACGAGGAUCCACCGUCGCCGAGCAAUGGCGCUUUCAGUGAGACUGGUACUGAAGAGGAUGAGAUCAAAAACCACACCGAUGUGGCGUCCCCCGGGAGAGCUCCUACCCCAGGACACAAACAAAUUAGCACAAAGCAAGCUUCUAUGGAGAGCAUCAAAUCGGUGACGCCAGAUGGGAUUCAGGAGGGAAUGAUUGGAUCUUAUUCUUACAGAGAAAAGACAGAAAAUCGAACCAUGACAGAGCAGUACUGUAUGAUCAAACAGAGUAGCACUAGACCAGUGCCUAAACCGAGAAGACUUGGCUCUGUGGACACCAAUAGUAGAAAUGUCUCUGCAUUCAAAUCAACAGGAAUAAUGCAGAUUGAAUCCAGUGGAGAGGAGGUCACUGAAACUGUCUUACACAUAUACGAACAACAGACUUGCCAGGAAAAUUUCCUUGCAAAUACAUCAAUGCAUAUGGAGAAAAAGAGCGAAAACGAAUCCUGUGAUAUUAGCGAAAGCAUGUCACUGCCUGCUUUUAACUCCUCCACCUCUGUCACUAAUGAAUAUGUAGAGAACUGGCUGGAGAAAGCUCAUCUCAACCUGCCACUGUAUCCAAAUGAGGAAAGUACAAAACAAGAGGAAGUAACAGAAAAUGACAGAUGUGAAGAGUCUGAGAAGAAGCAUGGCUUGAUCAUUGCAGAAGAAAAGCCAAACAUGAAACCAGUCCUCGAGAAGAUUUGCUUCUCAAUCAAGUCAAUAAGACAAAUGACUCAGAACAAGCGGCCGUCGUGUCUGGAAAAGUCCAACAGCUUGCCUGACUUCUCCUCUCAUGUGGCCUCCACAUUCGGUUCCUCAUCUAAAGCUCUCCUUGCUUUCCUCUCCGUCAUGACCCUAAAGGAAGGCAUAACUAACCUGAAUAUGGAUGAGCUGAAUGCCAACAACGUCAGCUGUGCAGAGGCUUUAAAAAUGAUCGAUUCUCUCAGAGAAAUUGCCAGCAUUGAGGAUUCCCACAAACUGAAAACUAGCCUGUCAAAUCUGCAACAGUCAGCUUCGAAGCAGCUCCUGCAAAGUUGGAAGGGCUUUCAGGAACUCGGCGACAAGUGCAAAAGUCGCAGUUCGACGCCAGAGAGCUUAGAACUCAUAACCGAGGAUGGUCCAGAGCAAGACUGUGGCAUUGAAGAGAGCGUUAUUAAUGAGAUCAUGGAAAGCCUCGACAUACCCGAGAAGCUCAAGGAGGAACUGGCUUCUCUUAGAGUCGGUGCAAAAAGUGACAAUGAUGAAAAGAUAUCACCAAAUGCCAACGCCAACCAUUUCUCCACGGAAGAUUGUGCUAAUGUUACUCAGGAAGAUAAUGUUGAUGUGAGGUCCAUCAUUAAAAGAUUCACAGACAUUAACCAGACAAAGCGAUCUGGAACUGAUAAUACUCACACAAUAGCAGAGACAGCAAAACACAAGCCAACCAGACCAGCAACUAAAGACAGCGACGGUCAAUAUGGGCAGAAUGGUGAGAGCAAAAAUCCACCAGCUGAACUCGAUUCUAAACAGAAUCCCGAAGAAAGGCAGCUUCACAGUGCAGAAUUGUUUGUGCAGGAGAACGGGUUGGACUCAUGUAGGGAUGCAGUAGAUCAAGAAAAUCAGGAAGACGAUGAAGAAAAAACAACUCACAGGACGGCAAAUCUUAAAAAAGAGCCAGAGGAACAAGAUGUAGAAUGUAGGCAGCUGCAGACGGAAAGUGAGGAAAGCAUGAAUAUCCCUGACAAUGAGUCAGAGCAUGAUGAUAAGUCAGAGUCAGAAGAGGAAGGACAAAAGAGUGCCAAUAAAGAUUUAGCACGAAAAGACAGCUGUGAGCAAACUGUGUCCAGUUCAGAGGCAGGUGAGCAGCAGAGUUCAGAAGAGGAAGAGCCAGAGGUUGCAUGUGAGGAGAUAAACCAGGAGAGCAGUGAAGCUGACGAUUUGUCCAACCCUGAAAGUCCCUCAGACGAGGAAGAGGACAAGCAAUCGAGUUCCAACUAUGUGGAACUGAACGUAAGAGAGAAGAAAAGCUGUCCAGAGAGCGAAAAUCAGUUUUUGUCAGAGGAAGAGCAAUCGGAGGUCGAAUGCAAGGAGCUGAGCAACAGAGAUGACUCAUCUGAACCUGCACGUCCUUCCAGCUCAGAGAAAGAGCAGCAGAGUCAGACAUGCAGUAUGGGUCUAAAUGCCAGCGUUGAGGAAAGCACAGGAAACUCAGAGUUCGAUGAAUCAUCUUCAGAGGAAGAGCAGCCAGAGGUUGAAUUUAAGGAGCUGCAGGUUAUUGUUGAAGAAAGUCUGUCUGGCAUUGAAGACGAGGAGGAGGACGUGGGGGAAGAACACCGUCAUAAUCCUCCAAAUGAUGGGGUGCAAACUAAAAAAUUCAGAGGGUUAAAUGCUUUGAUAGAAGAGGCAGAGGAAGACAUGGACAGCUCAGAAAAUGAGGACCUUCAUGCUGAUGAAACACAAACUUGUGACAAGAGUACUAUAGGCAGAGAUUUGAUAGAAAACAAGGAUUCAUAUACAAAUAAAGAUAGCAGCAGUUUGAUCAUGUCUGACAGUUUAGGAAAACAUUUUAGAUUUAGUGCAGAUGACGACAGUGGGAACGACCACUGUGACGAACAUGUAGAAGAAGAGCAACCAAUGGUCAACGAUGAGCACAUCAGCAGCUCAAUGGAAGAAGAAUUAAGCUACUACGACAAAGAGUCCAGCUCUGAGGGGGAACAAGUCAACAUGGAGAGAUACGUAGAGGAAAGUCGUAUACAGUAUAACCAAGCUCCAGUAGUGGAAACACAACCCGAAGAUACAAAAUGUGAAAAGGCUGCGGAAAAGCUCAAGCAUCACUCUGAGGAAGUGACAUCCCAAUCUGUCGCAGAGAGAGUAAGCCUUCUAGAAAAGCAAGUUGCCGAUGCUCAGAAGCGAAAAGACACAACAAAAAGUUCUCCCAUCAGACAUUUCUCACAAAGAAACGUCCCUCUGGAGUCGGACGAGGAGGACUCGCCCUCUGAUUCGCCCACAUCUCAGCUGGCUCUCUGCACCCGAUCAGCUCCUCAGUCGUCGCUAUCCUUCAGCUACGACUCCAGCGGCGUUAUAACCACGGAGCCUGAAAGCAACAGGGUCAGAUCCAUCAGGGAAAUGUUCUUGGCGAAGAGCGCCACGGACGUCCAGGAAAGACGAUACCCGAGCUCACACGAGUUAAGAGCCGAGACCUCGGUCAGCGGCGGCUAUCAGUCUCAGACUUCGAGUGAGCUGUCCAGUGGUGAAGAUGACUCGGCACGAAAAUCCAUUACCAAAGGCUUUGUGAGGAGAACAAUCGAAAGGCUUUAUGGCAAGAAAGACGCCGAAACCAACGAGGAAGCAAGUGAAAGGCCCCCGUCUGAGCAAAAGCAGAAAAGAAAAGAACAUCCAAGCAUCUUCUCUCCUUUCCACACAGCUCGGGCGAAAGCGAUGUCCGAAUUAUCGUACUUCAAUUCCGCCAAUGCACUGGACACCUUGAGCGAAGCGACGAGAUGCAUUACUUUUAAUGCACAAGUCGGGCCUGGAGACGGCGUUCGUCUUGAUGACGGACAAUGGCUCCUCAGAGAGAACACGCUGAUCAGAAAGUCAGUUUCAGAUCCAGUCGGAAUAAACAAAAACUUUACAAACGCUCCUAAAGAAGAGGACAUAUGCAAGGACACAGAGGAGGACACUCCAUAUUCUCUCUUCAGCACAAAGCCCGAAGUGGAAGAAAAAAACAAAGUAUUGUCUAGAAAGUGCACCUACUUUUCUUUACCUCAUGCCAGCGACUCAGAUGCAUGUCAGGAUGACGUUAGCAUGGUGAGCAAGGGCAGCGCGAACAGCAGCGACGGCGUCGUGGAGCCGAAAGACAACUCGGAGGACACCAAGUCAUGGGCAGAGAGGAACGGCAUGCUGCCCGGCGUCCCUGACUUCAAGAUAAAGGACAACAAAGUGCACCCGCUGACCGAGCCUCCGCCUGAUGGUGAGGUUGUUGUGGUGCAGCCUGGGAAAGGUUACGGCGUUGUCAACAGGAGGUUACAGGAACCUGAUGUGUUGGACAUUUUGUACAAUUUUUGUGGUGAGAAUUGCCCCAUCCUGUAA
Stegastes partitus (bicolor damselfish) is the source of this 5460-nucleotide messenger RNA. NCBI's taxonomy places the organism in Eukaryota, Metazoa, Chordata, Actinopteri, Pomacentridae. The record is from RefSeq and is a predicted model, not a curated record.